UACUUCAAGAUGGUGGAAUUGUAGCACGAUUCUGUCAAUUUUGUUUCUGUUUGUAUUCUGCGGACAAAACUUAGGAGCAUCAGAGUCAGAGGUUAUGUUCUGCAUUCUGAUUGAUAUUUUCAUAUUGUCUACAAUCUAAUUUACUUCGAGGAUUAAGUUAUCAUAAUGGACCUCAAAGAACCGAAAAGAAAGCGUUUUAGUGGAGACCACCUCCGACGCCCAGUGCUGAUUGAUGACAUCUCCGAUUUAUCUGUUUGCAAAUCUCUUUGGCCAACGGCUGUCGGCUAUUUUAAUGGUGACUGUGUCAUCAUUAAUAAUCGAGAAGAAAUAUCUGCGUUGUACAAUGCAGGAUGCUUUGGGAAAGGCUGUUACUCGAGAGCGUUUCCUUGUUUUGAUAAAGGCAAAUUAGCUUCACCUCCGGUCCUGCAACAAAGACAAUGGGAUAGACGCCUGUCUUGGAUUAAAAAGCUGUCUCCCUCUACACUCGAUGGAGCAACCAAUGAAUCUGAUAAUAUACAAGAACAUGCUGAUAGCAGUAGUCAUGUAAUUUCUAAUUCAAUAUCUGCACAAAAGACUCCUGAAAUUCUGUCUGAUGAAAGUAUGGUUGAUGCAAUAGUAAAUGAAAUAUCAAUUAGCAGCGACGAUGAUAAAGAAUCUACUAGAUCCACUAGCAGAAAACGCAAGCAUGAAUUUGAGUCAGAUCUUAGAUCAAAAAAACUCACUUUCAUCAGUGAUGAAUUGCAACCUUCUGAAGAAACUGCAGGUCUCAAUUCCAAGCCUAUUGAGCUAUCAGAAGAUUCAAAUUCAAGAAGUAAAACAGAUGAGAAUGAGAACAAUCCACAGCCUUUGGAAACGGAUGAUCAGGAUAUUCCUGAGAACUCAGUUAUUGUAAUAAAUGAUGUGAUCGACUAUGAUAAGUGCGACUUCGAACCUCGAUUGUGCAUAGAAUCCCGAAAAACUGUGCAGGAAACACUCAAUUUAUCACUGGAAGAAGCGUUCUUCCUCAGCUAUGCUCUUCGUUGUUUACAAGUAGUCGAUCUCUCUGGGACAUCUUUGUUGCUAACAGAAAUGUGGCAGAUCUACCAAGAAGCGAAGCCAACAUUCAUAUCUUCGUAUAUUGUUUAUCACCAUUUCAGAUCAAAAGGUUGGGUCGUCAAAUCUGGGUUAAAGUACGGGGGCGAUUUUUUGCUUUAUAAGAAAGGACCGAAAUUCUAUCAUGCAUCUUACAUAGUAGUAAUCCAAGAUGCAGGCCAACCCACGGAUGGAAGUUUUGCUUUGAAUAAGCCCUUCGAUUGGACUAAAUUCGUCACUCUACAAAGACUUGCUGAAACCGUUUCUAAGGAUGUUCUUCUCUGCCAUGUACAAUGGCCAACUGUAGACGACAUAUCACAGUUUGACUCUCCCGAAGUGGUGAAACAAUUCAAAGUUCAAGAAGUAAUUUACCGGAGAUGGACCUCUAACAAGAACGUCAAAGAUACCAAUAAUUGAUAGAACCUUAACUAUAUUAAUUAAUACUACUGUAAGUCAUUGCUAAAACUUGAAUGUAAAUCACUCAUAUUGAUCUCAAAGAUAUUCGAUUUGAUGAAGUAAUAAAAAACCACAAUCUGUCAUGUUUUUACUGGAAUGGUUUUAUUGAUACGAGACCAAAUUUGAAAUGCUCAAGACAUCAUCAUCAUGAAAAAAUAAUGAAGCUGAAAUUUCGUUUCAACUCUGAGUUCAUAUCAAUGUAUAGAUAUGGAUGAAAGCUAAGUGUUUCGAUUGCUCUUAAAUUGUAAGUAGCAAAAUUAUUAUGAUUCAGCCUAUUGCUGGCGAACCUGUCAGACACGGUUCCCAACAACAAAAAUAUUUUAUUUUCGAUACCAGAAUGAAUAAAGAAAUACUCAUUCACAACAAUAAUUACUUAGAGUGGCCCACUUACGACAGCCAGGACAAGUGUGUCGAGCAUGUGUGAACGGACAGUCUUCAAACAUAAAAGACAUUCAUGCGAAAGGCUUCGAACAAAACAUAGUUGUUUGUCAGCAGCUUCUAACUUAAAAUGAGCAACCAAUAACAAUAAAUAAUUUAACCUCAAAUAGAGCAACAAAAAACGAACAUACAAAAACCUAACUACCUACCUAAAACCUAACAUCAAAAAAUGUUGUUCAAAGCCUUUUGCUGAUGACAUAACAUGCAUGAUGAGCAUGUCUGUACACCCAUAUUCAACACACUUGUCCUGUCAUUAGUGACAACCUCAGGAAAAAUAUCCGCCAUUUUUCAGUACUUGUAGCUGUAUUAUGAUUAGUUGAUAAUGUUAUUCAAGUUGAACAUUAUAUGGUUAAAUCGCCAACACUUUACAACGAGUGCACUAACAUUUUAUGAUUUCUAUGGCAUUAGUUAUCUUUUCUCUAUGGCAAUAUUUACUAUCGACAAUUCCAGUGCACGCGUGUAAAGAGUACCCGGUUUGACCAUGUUCAAAUGUCUUGACCAAGCAUUAGUCUGUAACUAUUCAAUUCUUUCUAUGAAACAAGCCAUUGCAAUAUCUCAAUAAUUAUAUUUAUUGGAAUUGAAUCAAUUUUUCAUGAAUCUAUAUUACAAGAGCUUCAUUUUUGUGUUUACUUUCCAGUACUUAUUUUUCAAACUUCUUAGAGAUUGAUAGGUGAGCUUUCUGAUAUUUUCGCUGUAGAUUUGGCAAGUUAAUUGAAAUACAGCUAUAAUAUUGAAGCAUAUUAAUAUAAAA
Molecule: messenger RNA, 2716 nt
Organism: Nilaparvata lugens (brown planthopper)
Lineage: Eukaryota; Metazoa; Arthropoda; Insecta; Hemiptera; Delphacidae
Gene: Tsen2
Product: tRNA-splicing endonuclease subunit Sen2
Exons: 5
Coding region: 166-1488 (440 amino acids)
Biological process (GO): tRNA-type intron splice site recognition and cleavage; tRNA splicing, via endonucleolytic cleavage and ligation
Cellular component (GO): tRNA-intron endonuclease complex
Molecular function (GO): tRNA-intron lyase activity; nucleic acid binding
Source: RefSeq, a predicted model, not a curated record